AAGAAGAAGAAGAAGAAGAAGAAGAAGAAGAAGUUGCGCAUGCGUCAGACCGCGUUUUUGAAUGAGCGGGACAGGAAACUCUGCAUCCUCUCUACCAACGAACCGUGAGCUGAAGCCAGUAUUUGCCCUCUCUUCAGUUCCUCUUGGCUGUCCUCCACAAGCAUACAUACCCCUUGGCUGCAUACAAUACAGCAGAUGGCCGUAUGGUGUCCCUUAAACACUUCAUUGCAUUAGACUGAGGAAGCACACACCAAACAGCAAUGGCAGUCCAGUUAAGAGUAAUUUUACAAGAACACAGCAUUAAGAAGUUGACACUUCCAACAGGAAUUCCCAAUACAGUAGACGAUCUUGUUUCCAUAAUUACUGAAACUUUCCAAUUGCAUGGGGAAUAUGGACUACUAUACCAAGACAAAGACUUUGACAAUCAGUUUUUCAGUGUCACCUCAACUGCUGACUUGUAUGACAAGGCCACUGUUAAAAUGAUCCUAAAAGAGCCUAACAUCACCCUUGACCUACACCCAAUAUUUGAAUCAGGACCAUCAUCUACAUUGAGCUCUUUGAGUUCUGUGAGCACCCAUCCUGCAAGUACUCCUGAAACAAAUAUCUGCCCUGAAGAUCAUGAUGCAUCCUCACAGGUUUCCGACUCCACAUCGUCAGGUUCCAGCGACACCAUUAUUCUGCCUGAUUCAUGUCGCCUUGCUGCAUGGCCAGUGCCAUUUCAAGUACCUGAGUUUUCCAGAGACAUACAACUAAUCCUUGCAGAGGCAAACAACUCAUAUCAUGCCACUGGAAGACACUUCACGGAUGCCAGCGUUAAAUCAGCAAUAAUGCAAGACCUUGCAAAAGUAAUUUUUUCGUACACUGCUUACCCAACGAAUCAGCAGAUCCUUUCAGUGGCUGAAGCCUUGGUUUCCAAGUUUCCAUGUCUGAGGGAACCAGGAUCAUUUGCAGGCUUAUAUGGCUGGCAGCAGCGCAUAAAAUACAAGAUGCACAAUUACCGGGCCAAGCUAAGAUCUCGAAAAUAUUCUUACCCAGAAAUUGAAAUCAACACCUUAAGAAGGAAGCAUCCAGCUGAUGCAGUGCCAUCAAAAAAUGUAAAAAAGCCCAAAAAAGCUGAGGUUAAUUACCUCCCUCCGCACCCUACUGGUGAAAGCCAAGAGACACUGGAGAAAGAGAGGCUUGAAUUAACUUGUGAAAUAACAAAGAAAAACAAUGCAAAGAUAAUUGCAGAUAAAAUGAAUAAAACUUUCUCUAGCCGAAGAGUUGAAGUAGUCAGCCUAAGCCCCUCUGUGAUUGUGUUUAAAGAAAGGUGGCCAGCGUUAUUCACUGAAGCUCAGGUGAGAAUGUAUUUAUAAUUUUUCCUUCCCAUCAAGAAAAAUGUAUGUGAUUACUAUGAGAUCUGGUCUGUCAU
Molecule: messenger RNA, 1411 nt
Organism: Fundulus heteroclitus (mummichog)
Lineage: Eukaryota; Metazoa; Chordata; Actinopteri; Cyprinodontiformes; Fundulidae
Exons: 3
Coding region: 261-1355 (364 amino acids)
Source: RefSeq, a predicted model, not a curated record